CAGUCAUCUAGUUCUUUUUCUUCUGCGCCACACUACCGCGAAGCUCGGAGCUGUAUCUGACCAUGUCUGGCCUGGAGAAUGCCAUGGGCACCCUGAUCGAGGUGUUCCACAAGUACGCGGAGAAAGAGGGGGACAAACACAAGCUGAAGAAGAGCGAACUGAAGGACCUAAUUACCCACGAGUUCCCCUCCUUCUCUGAGCAAGUAAAGGACCAGGCCACUAUGGACAGCCUGAUGGAGGGCCUCGACGCCGAUGGAGACUCAGAGUGCGACUUCCAGGAGUUCAUGACUUUCGUCACCAUGGUUACCGUCUGUUGCCAUGAGUUCUUCUGUGAGCUCCACGAAGACGAAUAAUGGGGGCUCGCCCGGGGAUGGGAGUCAAAUUUAGGGUGGGGUGGGGUGGUGGACACAUAGUGAUAGAGUAAGAAAAAAAUAGUGUGUAAUCAUGUGAGAGAAAGAAAAAAAUAUGUAAUGUAAGCCUUUUUUCUCUUUCUCACUUCUACUUUUGUCAGCAUUAUUCUUUUCUUUUUCUUAAGCAACUUGCUCUUGCUUGGUACUCUAGUGCUGUUAUUUCUCUGUUUACUUUAGAUAUGUGUGAAUAUUUGCGUGAACAUGCCUUCCUCUCCCUUAAUUUAUAAUAUAUUUUUGUGGUGGUUUGUUACUGAUGACAAUGAAAUUACCCUGCUUGUUCAAUCUUAGUUACAGCCCAACAUUUUGUGCGGAAUUCUCCAGUUUGUUCAAUUCUACUGGAAAUAUGCAAUGCAAUGUUUUUCUUCUGAGUUUGGUGUCUAAUUGAUGCUCCCAUUGAACCGCUUAUUUGAAUUUUACAGCUGUCACCAACAAACAUCUUUACACUUAUUUAAAGAAGUGUGUAUUUGUCCUCUGUAACCCAUCUGUUGUGUUUUGAAGGAUUUCAUGAUAGUGGGCAAGACUAGACAAAGCAUUUCGUCUGAUGUGGAAUUGUUCUGUGCUGUUUUCCCUCAAUUCACAAACCUGUGCUUUGUGUUUUGAAACAGAUGUGUCAAGGUGCAAGUCUGGUUUGCUCAGGGAAUGAACACAUGCCAGGUGUCUUCAUUCACUGGCUGAACCAACACAGUCUCAUCCCAACUCGUCCCUCUCUGAGCAACGUUGACCAGGUGGCAAGUUUUGACAUUGAGGGCAUACCUGCCAGGUCACAUGUUGACUAGGUCGCCUAAUCCUAGACCUUUCCAUAACCCUAACGUUCAGUGAAGUUAUGUUGCCACAAGGGGGCGCCUUUGAGGUGCACAUCACUUUUUGAUGUCAAGGGCAUAACUUGUGUCAGAAAUCGCUGUCUGCUCAAAGGUAAUCAGAAAUUGACAAGUUGGGAUGAUACACUGUAGGCCGAACCAACCCAACUCUUUUCUCUUUGACACGGAUGUCAUUCUGGCACGUAGGGCACAACAUUUCUCCUCAGCAAGAAACAAAACAUUUAAUGUGUAACAUUGAGGACAACAUUAAAUACCAACAUUGGUCAUCACAACUCACACAAUUGGAGCAUGACAUUGAAAAGAAAGCUGCUCUCUUUGGUAGGACUUUUAUGAAUGAGAUGACAACUCCUCAACCUUCUCAAGCCAACCUUUGCUGCACAAAUACAACUAAACCUUAGUAUUACAAAAAAAAGAGUUCAGCGUAGGUAGCAUUGUACAUUAUAACCAAACUGGUAGCCAAGAAACUGCCUUUGCAUAUGAAGAGGUGGAAAAGGUUCAGCAAAGAGACAGAAAAGCUACAGUACUGUGAUUCUGUUGGGACCAAGGUUGAGAGUCUGUCACUUGAUUACAAUCCUGGGUUCAGAAAAACAAAAACCCUUCCUUGUUCACUAAGUCACCUUUCAAUAACCCUUUCAGUGCUAAAUACGAUCAGCUGAAUCCAUAUUCAAAGUCACUACAGUUACUUUAAAUCAAACGUGUUAUUUUUUAACCCUUUACCUUUCAUGUUGCCAUGGUGUAGAGUAGCGCUGUGAGGAAGAUGGAAGUUAUACCAUCAAAACAGAUUUUACAUGUCCGAGUUAAAGGAAAAUUAGUGACUUUGAUUUAACAAUAAGGCAUAUUGAAUAUUGCACAUUAUUCAGAACUGUUUUCAUCUAAAUUCAUGGCAGGGUUUUUAGUUUCUCAACCCAGAAUUGACACCACUGCUUGUUAUUCAAAGUAUUUAAAAAAGGAGAAAAGAACUAUUGAUGGGGGGGCAUGCAUUGAAGAAAACGUGCUUUGUGUUGCACAGACAUCGAAUAAAACUGUUGGCAGAACUGA
Messenger RNA from Engraulis encrasicolus (European anchovy), 2266 nucleotides. It is a transcript of the gene s100b, whose product is annotated as S100 calcium binding protein, beta (neural). The transcript has 3 exons. Gene Ontology annotation, molecular function: S100 protein binding; RAGE receptor binding; calcium ion binding. Gene Ontology annotation, biological process: positive regulation of cell population proliferation; positive regulation of canonical NF-kappaB signal transduction. The coding region runs from base 63 to 353 and encodes 96 amino acids. The record is from RefSeq and is a predicted model, not a curated record. Gene Ontology annotation, cellular component: nucleus; cytoplasm. Lineage: Eukaryota; Metazoa; Chordata; Actinopteri; Clupeiformes; Engraulidae.